AUGGAGUUUGUUGACCUGGAGCCUGCUGUGGCCCCAGAGCCAUUAGUUACUCCUGACCCUGCAUUAGAGCAUGACCCUGUUCAUGACGAUGCACCCGCUGUUGCUACUUUUGUUGGUGAGGUACCCAUUUUCGAUCAUCUUGUUGCUGCUCCAUCGUUGAUGGAUGAUCAUGUUGCUGACGCUCCUGUUGACGCUCCACUCUUGAUGGAGGAUCGUGUUGUUGCACCAUUCCCAGAUCCCAUGCCGGUGAUGUUCGAUUGUGCACCAUUUGCUACCCAUAUAGAUCCACGUUACGCCGACACCCGUAACGGGUGGAUCGAUGACGAUGACGAUUACCCACCUUUUAUGCGACCUGUUACACCACCAGUAGCCCCUGUUUCAGCCCCCGUUUCAGCACCCAUUUCUGCACCCACUGAUAUCCCACUAUUUCCCCCACACAUCACAGACACACAUCGCACUGAUCUUCCUGUUACAUUCCUUUAG
This is a messenger RNA of Helianthus annuus (common sunflower), 483 nucleotides long. RefSeq lists its product as uncharacterized. Bases 1 to 483 code for a protein of 160 amino acids. NCBI's taxonomy places the organism in Eukaryota, Viridiplantae, Streptophyta, Magnoliopsida, Asterales, Asteraceae. The record is from RefSeq and is a predicted model, not a curated record. The transcript has a single exon.